Molecule: messenger RNA, 2689 nt
Organism: Nelumbo nucifera (sacred lotus)
Lineage: Eukaryota; Viridiplantae; Streptophyta; Magnoliopsida; Proteales; Nelumbonaceae
Product: Pentatricopeptide repeat (PPR) superfamily protein
Molecular function (GO): protein binding
Source: RefSeq, a predicted model, not a curated record
UAUAAGUGUCUGUGGGAACUAGGAACCGAAGGACAAGGAGUCGCCUUUCCGGUUUUCGCCGAACUUUUGGCGGUUCGACGAUUCCCUCUUCAAUGAGAAAUAAUGGAAGAGUUAUUUGAAGCAAGUCGGAUUUACAGAAGAGGUCAGUGUGUCUCCUCUCUCUGCUUCUCUCAUGUCGAAAACCAUUCUCUCUCGUUUCAAACCCCCACAAAAGCCAAAAUCACGACUUCCUGUGGACUUCCCGUCUCAAAGCCAACUCAACAGUCUCGUUAAUGACGUCUCCGAGAUCCUUAGAACCCAUGAGCACUAUGAGGAAAGUCUAGAAACCCGGUUCUCUGAAGAGGAUAUCCUGGUCUCGGAUGCAGCUCCCGUAGUUCUCGAUCGACUUCGAGAUGCUGAAUUGGGUCUGAAGUUCUUCGAUUGGGUUUCUCGGCGACCAUGGUGUUCUCCGGAUCCUCGUGCUUACUCUUCUCUUCUGAAGCUUCUAGCUCAGUCGAAAAUGUUUUCGGAAAUCGAAACCGUGUUGGAAAAUAUGAUGAAUGAAGAAAAAUUGCCUACUCUUGAAGCUCUCAAUAUUCUGAUUAAAGCUUAUUCGGAUUCUGGUUUUGUUGAUAAAGCUGUUGAAUUUUACUCAGUUGUAGUUGAAAAGCAGUGCUCUUUUCCGAGUGUUUAUGCUUGUAAUUCAUUGCUCGAUGCGCUUGUGAAACAUCGUCGAAGUGAUGUUGCUCGUCGGAUAUAUGAUGAAAUGCUUCACAGAGACAAUGGUGAGAUUACUUGUGCAGAUAAUUACAGCACUUGUAUAUUGGUGAAAGAUUUAUGUAAAGAGGGGAAGGUUGAGGAAGGUAGAAAGUUGAUUGAGGACAGGUGGGGAGAGGGUUGCAUUCCUAGCAUUGUCUUCUACAACACACUCAUUGAUGGAUACUGUAAAAGAGGUGAUAUUCAACAGGCUAACAGGAUUUUCCGAGAAUUGAAAAUGAAAGGAUUUUUGCCUACAGUAGUAUCAUACGGAGCUAUAAUUAACGGGUUCUGUAGAAAAGGGAAUUUCAAAGCAAUUGAUCGGCUUAUAUCAGAAAUGAAGACAAGAGGUUUAUGUGUUAACGUGAAAAUCUACAAUAAUAUAAUUGAUGCUCAAUGUAAGCAUGGUUCCAUUUCAAAUGCAUUAGAGACUUUCAGGCAGAUGAUCAGUAGUGGUUGUGAGCCUGAUAUUACAACAUACAAUUCAAUGAUUUCUUCCUUAUGCAAGGAAGGGAGAGUUCAGGAGGCUCAUGAUCUUCUAGCGCAGGCAGUGAAGAGGGGACUGAUGCCAAAUAAGUUCAGCUAUACUCCUCUAGUACAUGGGUAUUGCAAGCAGGGGGAGGUUGUCAGGGCCUCAAAUUUGCUCAUUGAAAUGAUGCAAUGGGGAAAUAAACCAGACUUAGUAACUUAUGGAGCUCUCAUACAUGGGCUUGUGCUUGCUGGUGAAGUUAAUGUUGCAUUAACUAUCCGUGAUAAAAUGAUAGAACAGAAAGUAUAUCCUGAUGCAGGUGUUUACAAUGUUCUGAUGAGUGGGCUUUGCAAGAAAGGGAUGUUAUCUGCUGCAAAGGAGCUGCUUGAAGAGAUGCUUACCCAAAACAUUUUACCUGAUGCAUAUGUCUAUGCUACACUAGUUGAUGGGUUCAUCAGAGAUGGUGAUUUAGAUGAGGCAAAAAAGCUUUUCAAUUUUAUGGUAGAAAGGGGUAUAGAUCCUGGUAUAGUUGGGUAUAAUGCCAUGAUUAAGGGCUACAGUAAAUUUGGAAUGAUGGGAGACGCAAUCUCAUGUGUUAAUAGAAUGGUCAAAAAGUGCAUCCUUCCAGAUGAGUUCACCUUCUCCACAAUUAUAGAUGGGUAUGUAAAGCAGCAUGACAUGGGUAAGGCACUUAAAAUGUUCCACAAUAUGACAAAAGGAAAGUGCAAGCCCAAUGUAGUUACAUAUUCUUCUUUGAUUAAUGGAUUUUUCCUGAAGGGAGAUUCUCACAGAGCUGUAGAGCUAUUUAGAGAAAUGCAGUCUCUUGGUUUGGUCCCUAACGUUGUCACUUACAGUAUUCUUAUUAGGGGCUUCUGCAGGGAAGGUAAAAUUGCAAAGGCUGUGUUGUUUUUUGAAGAAAUGUUGACUAAUAAGUGUAGACCCAAUGAUGUGACAUACCAUUAUUUGAUAAAUGGACUCACAAAUAAUAUUGAUGAUGAUGCUGUUUCCACUACAGGAAAUGGACCUGAAGAGCAUGGAAAGUCUCUGGUCUUGGAUUUGUUCCAAAAGAUGAUAUCAGACAGAUGGAAUAACUAUACUGCAGCUUACAAUGCUAUUCUUAUUUGCCUUUGUCAACAUAGAAUGAUCACAGUUGCCGUGGAAUUGAGAGAUAAAAUGAUGAAAAAAGGAUAUCCUUUGGAUGUUACUUUUGCAGCCCUACUACAUGGUGUUUGUAUUGGGGGAAGAUCACAGGAGUGGAGGAACUUCUUCUCUUGUAAUCUGAGUCAACAGGAGCUUCAGGUUGCUCUCAAGUACUCAUUGAUGUUAGAUCAAUACCUCCCUAGUGGAAUAACUUCUGAGGCUUCUCAAAUUUUAUUUGCCUUGGUUGAGGAGUGGAGUUAUGAUAAGCAGGAAUAUAAUAGGAAAGAAAUGACUCAUGUAGAAAUUUCAGCAAUUUAAGGAGAAUGAGGAUGGUAUCAAAUAUCA